AUGGAAUCAGUUAAUAUUACACAAAAUAACUCUCAGGAGUUUGAUUUUGAGAAGAGUCUCGAUGUCGGCAACUGGUUCUUAAUGGGGUCUCCUGUACCCCUCCUGACCAUAAUGAUCGCUUACUGGUUGUUUGUACUGAAAGUUGGACGUUUAUGGAUGAAUAAAAGAACACCGUUUACGUUAACCAAUGUAUUAGCGGUUUAUAACGUUGCGCAAAUAUUUAUUUCUUUAUAUAUACUGUGUAUUGGCAGUGAUUUCUUAUGGCAUAAUGGUCUGAUUCAAACCGGAUGUGGAAUAGAGAAAGCGGAUGUAAAAUUAUCUGCGACCGCCGGCACUUACACGUACUUCCUGGCGAAAAUCACGGAAUUGUUCGACACGAUUUUCUUCAUACUAAGAAAGAAGUAUAACCAAGCGAGUUUUCUUCACAUCUACCACCACUCCAUCACUGUUAUGAGUACGUGGGUCAUUUUAAAGUAUGAGCCAAAUAUGAUAGCUACUAUAUUCUUGGGGACCUUGAACUCCUUUGUCCAUGUCAUUAUGUAUACGUAUUAUGCGUUAUCGGCGUAUCCACAACUCGCGAAGCAUCUAUGGUGGAAGAAGUACAUCACAAAGUUACAACUGGUCCAAUUUAUGUUGAUUUUCGUCCAAAUUCUAGCUGAUUACAAGUACUCAAAAUGCAAACCGUCAAAUAUUUUAAUAACCGUCGUAUGCGUGAAUUUGUUGCUGUUCGUGUACUUGUUUAGUAAUUUCUACGUAAAAACGUACAAACUAAACGACAAGAAAACGAAAAAUGUCGACUAG
Molecule: messenger RNA, 801 nt
Organism: Leptosia nina
Lineage: Eukaryota; Metazoa; Arthropoda; Insecta; Lepidoptera; Pieridae
Source: the annotation of a GenBank genome assembly